Messenger RNA from Planococcus citri (citrus mealybug), 928 nucleotides. Its product is annotated as mitochondrial import inner membrane translocase subunit Tim22. Gene Ontology annotation, molecular function: transmembrane protein transporter activity. The record is from RefSeq and is a predicted model, not a curated record. Gene Ontology annotation, cellular component: TIM22 mitochondrial import inner membrane insertion complex. Bases 130 to 675 code for a protein of 181 amino acids. The transcript is spliced from 4 exons. NCBI's taxonomy places the organism in Eukaryota, Metazoa, Arthropoda, Insecta, Hemiptera, Pseudococcidae. Gene Ontology annotation, biological process: protein insertion into mitochondrial inner membrane.
CAUUGGCAUCGGAUUGAUAACAACAAUUUCAGUUUUUUUCAUAUUUUGAGAUUUGAGAAGAAAAUGAGAAAAAAGGCGUAAUUCAAUCAUCAUCAGUGAAUUUUUUAAUUUGUAAAUAGUUUCAUAAGAAUGGAAAAAGAUAGAAUAUUUUUUUCUCAAAGAGAGCUCGAUGAUGUAGCUCAACGACUGAUCGGUAGCGGAUCACAUUAUCGCGAAAACAUCAUCAUACCGAGACUUCUAGGACCCGUUAUCAUCAAAAGCAGAGAAGAAAAGCUGAUCGAAGCCGCAAUGGAAAGUUGCGCUUUUAAAUCUGGAAUCAGUUGCGUUUUAGGUUACGGUCUCGGUUUGGUUAUAGGACUGUUUUCAUCCAGUGUCAACCCCAACAUCGGAUUUGGACCAGACGCUAAAACACAAACAGUUCGAGAGAUAUUUCACGAUAUUAAAACUACAAGUCACAGCUAUGGAAAAAAUUUCGCCUUUGUUGGAGCAAUUUUUGCGGCAUCAGAAUGCGCCGUAGAAUCUUACAGGGGUAAAACUGAUUGGAGAAAUGGAACUUACGCUGGGGCUAUUACUGGAGGAUUAAUCGGAUUGAGAGCUGGAGUAAAAGCGGGUAUCGUUGGCGCAGCUGGGUUCGCAGUAUUUUCGACCAUCAUCGACUAUUACAUGCAUUCAUAAACGUUAUUCAGAUUACACGUCUUAAAUUCUGUCCCAAAAUCUGAAUUUCCUGAAAUGAAAUAUAUUCUCGCCCUGAGAAUGGAAUAUUUCAAUAAAGCAUUUUGCAGUUCGAAAAAUGCUUAUAUCGUAGUAAGUUAUUGAACAUUUUCAUUUUGAUCCAUUUUGAAAGUUCAAUGAACGUAGAUUGUUGAUCAAUUGAUCAUGUGUUUUUCUUGUUACCUGUUAUGAAUUAUUGUCGUUUAUAAAAUGAACA